AUGGCAAGCAAUCCCAGCAUCUCCUUGUCCCCGCCCCAGGCCACCCUCUCCCCGCCCGCAACUGGUCGAUCGAGACCGAAUUCGCAGGUGAUCAGCCCGACUCAGUUGAGCACUGGUCGGCUCGCAGGCAACAGAUCCCCCAAUUCUAUGCCCUCGAGUCCCACUAGCGUCCAUUCCUCUUCUAGUGCCAUUUUUGAAAGGGACAUUGAGCAGCCCAGCUUUGUAGCACAUACGAUCAAGGAUCCGCAUCAUAUCUCUCGUGCCAUGACCCACGAGUUGGAUGCGGCAGUGCCAAGUGUGUUGAGUGCUGCCAUUAGCGCCCUCAAUGUUGGAUCAGAAGACGACGUGAGCGUGAUCGCUCCCGCGCAGCUCAGUAAGCCUCGACUCGGUCACAGUCGCUCGCCCUCUCCUACCGCUCGCCCUCCGUUUGUCGAGCGCCAGUCGACUGGCCCAUCGCCUCCCGCGACAGACACAUCCCCCGCCCUCUCCCCGCACCAAACAGGCGCAUCCCCCACUUCCCCUUUGUCCCCGGUCACUCCGCCUCUUCCUAUUCCGCGCCCGCGGAAAUCCAAUCCGCAGUUGAACACCGACAUCAAUCGACUCUCGUUCAUGUCCUAUCAUGAUUUGUUAGCUUCGACCCCGGUUGCUACGGUUCCGUUGUCGAGUAUUGUGAGCGGUGGCGGAGAGCCGGGUCAUUUGCCUGGCGUGAUUGGCUUGCAUGGUCAUAGAACCUCUGGUAUCUUUGGAGACGAUGUGAGCGAGACUCAAUCGGGCGGAGAAUUCGAUCGGGAAGGACUUGGAAGAGGACUGGAGGAGAGAUUGGAAGGUGUCCUAAGAGAAGGCCAGGCAAGGGCCUAA
Messenger RNA from Rhizoctonia solani, 858 nucleotides. RefSeq lists its product as uncharacterized. The transcript has 3 exons. The coding region runs from base 1 to 858 and encodes 285 amino acids. The record is from RefSeq and is a predicted model, not a curated record. NCBI's taxonomy places the organism in Eukaryota, Fungi, Basidiomycota, Agaricomycetes, Cantharellales, Ceratobasidiaceae.